AUGGUGUCGCACAGCCUGGUUACCAGGAUUUUGGCGAUGACAGCUGUGUUCCCUCCUAUGGGCAUCCUAAAAGACAUAUUAUUCAGUGAGGUGUUGACGCCAUACGGGCCUAACCCGACAAAGUACUCAAGAAAAACCGAUGUUGGCUGUGCCCCCGAACCAUGA
Colletotrichum truncatum is the source of this 165-nucleotide messenger RNA. RefSeq lists its product as uncharacterized. The record is from RefSeq and is a predicted model, not a curated record. NCBI's taxonomy places the organism in Eukaryota, Fungi, Ascomycota, Sordariomycetes, Glomerellales, Glomerellaceae.